UCUGUUUGGACAAUUUCCAAAAUGUUGCUGCCCUGACAAUAUAAAUAGUGGUGAGGAGGCAGGCAGUCAGAGCACCAUCCCUCCUGACAGAGAGCUGCAGCGUGCCACAGGACAUCACAUUCACAAUGGUGUUUACAUCCUGUUUACUUCCAGCUGUUUUGGUGCUGCUGCUGUCACUGGUUCACAGCGAUGCCUCACCAGCCAAGACCUUCGAGCUCCAGGACCCAGUCACCGGGAAGCCGGUCAAGUGUGACCGCUGCCCUCCGGGGACGUACCUGCGCGAUCGCUGCUCGUCGACGCACAAGAGCCAGUGCGCACCGUGUCCUCCCGGUUCCUUCACCGAGCUCUGGAAUCACAUCGGCAAAUGCCUGAGAUGUGGAGUCUGUGGGUACAAUAUGAUCGAGAAGACGGCGUGCACGGCCGCCAGCGACUGCCAGUGCGAGUGCAAACCUGGCUACUACUUCAAAGAGGACUACGACAUGUGCGUCCGCCACAGCGAGUGUCCGGCCGGACAGGGAGUGGAGAGCCAAGGUACAGCUAAUAAGGACACAGUGUGCCACAUCUGCUCCAACAACACCUACUCCGACGUUUCCUCGGCUCACAACAACUGCACCGAUCACCAGACGUGCAGCGAUGCAGAGCUGCUGAAGGGCUCCACGUGGCACAAUAGCGUCUGUGCAAACUGCAGAGCGCUCAAGGACGGAGGUGAGUACCUCAAAGAAAUCCUCCCGGCUUUCUUCGUCCACCUUAAAAUGAACAUCAAACGUCUGCGUCGGAUCGUGCACAGGCUCCCACUGGAGGACGGCAAAAAGCAGGCGGGAACAUCAGAAUUUAGCCUCUCACAGCUUCACGAUCGCAUCAACACUUGGGCCGCCUCCGCCACACCAAAGCAGAUUCGGGAGCUUCCGGGGAUACUGGAUAAAACAGGAGCGAGCAGCGCUGGUGAGAGACUACAGAACAAGCUGCAACGCAUUGACACGAAUCUCAAAGAGCAGUGCGCUCUGGGAAACGAGGUGCUUGCAGUUUUAUAGUUGUCCUAUCCUAGGCUAGCAAAUAUCUUACUAUAUGCACAAGAGAUAUUCAUUCCUCUAAUAGUCACAUCUGAAGAAUUCAAAAUAUAUAUACUGCACUAUUCAGCAUGCACUGUCCAUUGCAUAGUUAAAAAAGAAUACCAGUAAUUGAGAGGCAAAGUGAAUUAUCUUUCAUCUUCAUCUGUUUAACAUUUUCUCUUUUGUCUGACAAUUCCUGUUUUUUUUUUUUU
Molecule: messenger RNA, 1261 nt
Organism: Amphiprion ocellaris (clown anemonefish)
Lineage: Eukaryota; Metazoa; Chordata; Actinopteri; Pomacentridae
Product: tumor necrosis factor receptor superfamily member 6B-like
Exons: 4
Coding region: 126-1031 (301 amino acids)
Molecular function (GO): protein binding
Source: RefSeq, a predicted model, not a curated record